Messenger RNA from Oldenlandia corymbosa var. corymbosa, 2878 nucleotides. NCBI's taxonomy places the organism in Eukaryota, Viridiplantae, Streptophyta, Magnoliopsida, Gentianales, Rubiaceae. The record is from the annotation of a GenBank genome assembly.
GGGGAAAUAAGAGAAUUUCCAGGCAAACCCCCCAAAACUCAAAAACACACACACUCACACACCACCCAAACACGCACACACCAUUUCCUUCGUCCAUUUUUUUUUUGUCUGUCUGAAAAAUUUCCCUUUUGUACCCACAAUUUCUUUUUAUCUUUUCUUUCUAUUAGGGGUUUUAACCUGUUUUUUUUUUUUUUUUAAUUUGGUUUUCUUCACCUGAACUCCAUUUUCUAGCGUCCGUUCACCCCCUUUCUCACGGUCUUUUGAAAAUCAUCCCGCAUAAGUUAAACCAAUUUUCCGAUUUUUUUUAAUUUUUCUGACAAAAAAACUAGAGCCGGAAAAUUCAAUUUUGAAAAAAGGGGCCGGCAAUCUUCCCGGAAAACCGCCGUUUACGAAAUCCCACAUCUUUCCACACCCUUUCAUUCCCAAGUUUUCUCCGUCUUCAAUGUCGUUGAUAAAAUUUUUCGAAAUUUUUGAAAGUAGGUCGCCGGCGUUCCUUCCGAAAUACUACACAUUUUUCGCCGGGGAAAAACGGGGCAAUUGCUAACGUGAGCCGCCGCUGCGCAUGUUAAGGAAGUCGAAAUUCGAGAGCUUUGAUUACUACGAUACGGGUUAGGUUGUGGCGUGCGGGUUUGUGCAAAAUUUGUUUCCUUUUCGGAGUUCGUUUGAGAAGAGGAGGAGAAAGGUGGUAAAAGUGUGUGUUUUUUCUCUCCGUCCAUCUCCGCCGUACACGUGGAGGGUGGGAGAUGGGAGCAGAGUCGAUGGUGGUGGGUCCCAAGCCGAAGAAGUGGGGCUCAUGGGAAGAGCUUAUCCUGGGCGGAGCUGUUUUGCGGCACGGUAUCCAAGACUGGAACGUCGUCGCUUCGGAGCUCCGAGCUCGCACCGUUCAUCCCUGUUUCUACACCCCAGAGGAACGGUGACUUUUGUUGCACUUGCGGUAACAAUCUAUCUGUGCAUUUGAAAUGCAGGUUUGCAAAGCCAAGUACGAGGAUGUGAGAAAGCGUUACUCUGGGUCCCUGUAAGCCGAAUUCAUGAUUUUAUGUAAUUGUUGGGUUUAGAUGGAAUCGUAAGAUAGAUACUGUGCUCUUUUAAAAACAAGUUCUGCAUUAAGACACUUGAUAUCUUUCUCCUCUCUACCAUCCCGGCCUCAGCUUGCACCUUAAUUUCUUGGAAACUGUGCUGAUUGCAAACAUAUGUCCAGAAUCAUGCAUGUGUUGUGUUAGCAUUCAAUUGACUUGGUUUCAUCUUUUGGUUUUUUAGGGCUUGGUUUGAUGAGCUACGUAAAGUUCGAAUGGCAGAACUGAAGAGAGAGUUGGAGAAAUCUGAAGACUCAAUUGGGUCUCUAGAGUCAAAGAUAAAAAACCUCAAAACUAAGAAAAAACCGUUGCACAAAGCUGAUUGUGGAUCUGACGAGACUGAGUCCCCCGUAGCUAUGUUGAGAUCAGAGGGUAAUGAUUCAUCUCUGAAGGAGACAUCGAAGGAUGAACUUUCUGCUGGUAGCUUUACACUAGACACAAGGACUAGCUGUUCAUUGGAUCAACAGGUUCCGCCAGUACAAUCAUCUUCAGGACCAUAUAUGAAGCAAGAAAAUUUAGAGUCUUUUGAAGAGGAGAAAGGUUCAAUCAUGGGGAAGCUAGCAGAUGUCAACAACAGAGAGGGUGUGACUCCUAGGAAGAGAAGAGGUAAGAGGAAGAGGAAGGAUUGCAGUGCAGAAGCCAAAGAAGGAAGUGUAGCAGAGAGUGAUAACCUUGGGUCAAACAAUGUUGUCCCAAACUCUCUACGGAAGGAAACUUCUACAAGCGGUGUCGACCAGACGAUUAAGUUUGUUAGUAGAGACGGUGAUGAAAAGGGUUCCUGUCCUACGAUGAACGAUAGCUUGAUUGGAAUUUUCAAUUCUAUCGCGGAGCACAAAGUAGCUUUUGUGUUUAGACAUCGACUUGACAGCCAGAAGCGAGCCAGGUACAAGAAGAUCAUCAGGCAACACAUUGAUUUUGAUAUUAUAAGAUCCAAAGUAAUUAGCUGUUCGGUUCGGUCAGUGAAAGAACUCUUCCGCGACUUGCUUUUGCUCGCCAACAAUGCCUUGGUGUUUUACUCGAAAAGGACUAGGGAAUAUAAAUCAGGAGUAGCCCUUAGGGACAUUGUCCUAGAAACAUAUCGACAACACUGCAAACACUCGUACGACCAGGCUACUUCGGUUUCCCUGCUUCCUAUGGCACCAUUGUACAACCCUCCAGUGAAGCCACGUAGUGCCCGUCCUCGGCCAUUUAAACCAAAAGUAUUAUCGAAGUUGGACAAUGCGAAGAACAUUGCUGCUGGUUCUGCUCCAAAGGUACAUCCCAAACCGAGUGACGUUGAUACCAAUCUUCCAUUGCAGGCAUUGUUGGUGGCUAAGAAAGGUUUAAAACGACCGACAAAGACGAAAAAUGGUUCAGCUAAAGCCCAACCUAAGGGUGCUGCUCCGAUAACGAAGGACAAAAAAAGGGCUCGACAGAGAUGACAAAUUUUGUAUCAAUGUUGUAUUACUCCUGACAUUUUGGUGUACAGAACUCCAUCUGGUGAGUGUAUAUAGUCAGGUCAAAACUAGGGUAUAAUUGUUCAUAUAAUCUAAUGAAUCUAACGCCGAGAGAGAGACGAAUGAACGGUUCAUAAAUGGUUUCACUGGUCUGUGCAGUCCCUUUUUCACUGGUCUGUGUAGUUUAACAAUCGAGACCACAAGAGAUUGGUGGAUAAUCACACCACUAGAAACAGGGCCAAUGGAGUUGGAAUUUUCAUGAUUGACCAAAUAGCUAAAGAAUCACUUCAAGUAGUUUCAAAGGAAAUUACAAAUCCCGAAUUGGAAUACUCUCUGGGCAAUUGUCAUAUAUGCUGGCUUGAAAGUAAG